ACAGGACCUUUAGAGGUAUUUUGAUAGUGUUUGACCAUUUGUAAGGUAACACGAGUGACAGUUACAGGAUAGACAUAUUUGAUAUAUAUCCCCUCCUACAGAGUUUAACAGACUGUUUAUGUGUCAUCUAGAAGUGGAUCCAUUUGAAGAUAAUCAACAUGGAUCUCCAAUUAACAGAGGUACGACAGGUUCAUCACGAAACCUUGGAUUCCUACAAAGACCACCCUCCAUUCACUCCAUUAGAUCCAUGAAACAGAUAGAUUUUUCUUUGAGCGUCCCUUUAAGCCCUGAAGGAACUAUAAGUGAAGAACAUAGUUCUGAUCUUAAAGGAAAUCUAGAUCAUGACAAGGACUUUACAGAUUGCCCUUCUUUUACGGUGGGAAAGAAAGAAAGUCUGUCUGAUGAAUUUGAAGAAAAAGACAAAGAAAAAUCACCUCCCGGAGCUAUCGCAGAAAUAGAAAAUGAAACAUUCAAGGAAAAAGAAGCCGAAGAAGACCCUUUGCUACUGAGUAGUUCAGAAGAUGUUGCAGAACACGGUGGCUGUAUAGAAUGUGCACAAGCUGUCCCUGUUCUGUCAGUUGACGAAAUAGAAGAGGGAGAUCAUAUAGUUUUUGCAGGAGCGGUAUAUGAUCACCAUGGUAUCGUUGUCUCCAAAUGCAAAGACAAUAUACUUGGAAUAGUAGAAGCUACUAAUUCGAUUUCAGGUGCAACAGUAGGUAUUGUGUUUGGAGGAAAAGCAAGAAUUCAAUACUCAAAGAAAGCCUUCGACUUCAUGACCGAUAAUAUUCGUGUUGUCUUUUACAGACGUCCAAAAUUUUCUAAAGAGAAAAUCGUCGCGAAUGCCUUGGCAUUCGCAAGCAGUGAAUCUUGUGGAAGCAAGUUUAAGUAUCACUUACUGGUGAAUAAUUGUGAGCAUUUUGCAACCUUUUGUGUAACUGGUAAACGGUUCAGUAUUCAGGUCAGGAAAUUUGUUAUGAUAGCAAAACUUUUUCUUUUCCGGGGAUUUCAUGGAAUAAGUGAUGAAAACCUCCGAAAUGAAAAGGAAUACGAAAACAAGAUUAUAUGCGAAGAAUGUUAUAUGGUAAAUAAAAAACUACACAGUGCAAACGUAACCAAUGUUACGAACAAAAAUGACGUAAACAUUGGUGAUGUCAUCAGAUACUCUUACUGGAAUCUCUGGCAUGAUGCAGUCGUUCUUCGCAUUAUUCGGAGUGAGGAAAAUUAUAUUCUUUGUGAAAUCGCUCAUUAUGGUUUCCACGGCCCCUUCUCACACAGAGAAAUUAUCCGAGAAAUAUUGAAAAUAUACUUCAAUGGAAAAGUCAGUGUUGUUCAUUAUGACCCGUUAGAAUAUGACUUAUUUAGUCCUAAAGAGGUGGUUGAGCGAGCUAAGAAGCGCUUGGGGGAGAAUUGUUCGUUUUUUUCUCGAAUGACUCAAGUCAUUUUGCUCGAUGGUGUAAACUUAAACUUACCAAAGGAACAUUAGGAGAAAGUGAAGUAUAAAAUAAAUAUUUUAAUUUUCUUGGAAUGCAUUUGAUAAAUAAAAUAAAUACAAGUCACAUUUAUCUAAAAAAAAAAUAAUAAUAAUAUCCAAUUACAAAUACUGAAGAAUCUUUUAAAGUAUGUUUUCAUCUAACUCUCUUAUAUUUUUUCAACUUGAAAUAAAGGAAUCCUUCGCAACAUAAGUUUCAUAACUUGAAUGUUUCAUUUUCGAAAAUUGGAUAUCAAAUAACAACUUAUAUAUGUAUGACAAUCGAAAUGAAUCAGCCUUUCUACUGUCAAUUUUCAUGUUUUAUCCCUUUGCAACGCAGUUGGAGGGAAUAUAGCAAUGCAAACGUAUUUUCGUUUGUGCGUGAGUAUAUUCUGUGCGAAUCAAAAAUGACGUAAUUUGAAGCGAAGUCGAUGUCAAAUGUUCCCUUAUUUGUAAAUAUGUUUUUGCGAGGGGAUGCUCCGCCUUGCGGUGCCCUUGUAUAUGCUGUUAAAUUCUGCUAUCAUCGCACAUUUAUUUAUAUCUCCCACUUUAUUCUCCACUCAGGAUUUUGCAUGAGUACGAAAAAAGAGAGGCUGGCUUCUCAUUGAUAAGCUGAUGUUACUGUAAUUUUAGCAUUUAAAUCACAAACAUGUAUUUGUCAUUAAAACAAAUUGUAUUAAAAUGAUACCAUGGUAUCGAAAAAUGUUUUGUUUUGUAAAAAAAAAUAUUAUUUUGUUAACAAAUGCUGACUCCUUUACAUGCAAUCAUGUAUUCUUGUUGCGCAAUUCUGUUCACAUUAGAUUUUAUGUUCGUUUCUGCGACAGUUUAUAUAACUUACUACUUUAUAUGUUUUCAUAUGUUUUGCAUUGUAAAGAAAACAUUAUUUGUUAUAACAUUAUUUUUUUUUACUUUAUUUGUCGUUUAUU
Saccostrea cuccullata (small rock oyster) is the source of this 2394-nucleotide messenger RNA. RefSeq lists its product as uncharacterized. Gene Ontology annotation, biological process: N-acylphosphatidylethanolamine metabolic process. Gene Ontology annotation, cellular component: cytoplasm. The transcript has 2 exons. The record is from RefSeq and is a predicted model, not a curated record. Gene Ontology annotation, molecular function: glycerophospholipid phospholipase A1 activity; A2-type glycerophospholipase activity. Bases 119 to 1483 code for a protein of 454 amino acids. Lineage: Eukaryota; Metazoa; Mollusca; Bivalvia; Ostreida; Ostreidae.